CUUCGCCCCUUAGAUGCGGAAAUAAAAGCAAACAAAACUACAAUAACCACCAUACCCUGCGGCAAGCUCUGAGACGCAUGCGCAGAAAGCUUCUCCUUUUGUUGCUAUGGGAGCCUGUUACAGGAAAGCUGUCAGGACAAAGUUUAGUCGGAGAUCCUGCGUUCUUUUUCUUAUUUCACGGCGGUGAUUUUGAGGGUCAAGGCCGCUUUUUCGCGAUCGUUGUCGCCAUGGUGACUCUAACGCUGCGCCGGCCUGGCUAGCGAUGCCGCAGGCAGAGGAAGGAGCCAGAGGGAAAAGCUCCGAGCCCCUGCCUGGGAUGAUGAUGGCGCGCCCCCAGAUCAUCCACAGCGGCCACUUCAUGGUGUCGGAGCCACACGCGGAGCCCGACCCGGAUCCAGACCCCAAUCCCGAGGGGGUCCUGAGCCCGGGGGGCUCCGCCGCUUCGUGCCUGACGGGGCCGGGGCCGGGGUCGAGGCCGGGGUUAGGCGCGGCGGAGCGAGAGAGGAAGGCCGCCUCGGGGGAGAAGUCGGCCCAGGCCGGGAAGGCCAGUGGCCGGGCCGGUUACGACUUCGACACGGUGAACGAGGGGACGUGCCAGAUCUACCGCUACGGCCCGCGGAGCAGCGGAGCCCUCAACAUCGACGCCUCCCUCACCAAGCUCUUCGAGUGCAUGUCGCUGGCCUACAGUGGGAAAAUUGUCUCUCCCAAAUGGAAGACCUUUAAGGGGCUGAAGUUGCUACAACGUGACAAGAUCCGCCUCAAUAAUGCCAUUUGGAGGGCCUGGUAUCUGCAGUAUGUGGAGAAGCGGCAGAACCCUGUGUGCAACUUCGUGACUCCGCUGGAGUGCAGCGAUGUAGAUGAGCACUGCAAACCUGAGGCUGUCAUCAUGGAGGGAAAAUACUGGAAACGCCAAAUCGGGGUUGUUAUUCGGGAAUAUCACAAAUGGAGGACCUUUUUUCAUACCCGAAUCCAAAAGAAGAUGGACAGAUCAGUCUAUGGUCCUCCUCAGAAAGUAGCUGAUGCUGUUCCAGGGGUGGAGCUGAACAGUGAAGUGGCAGGUGGGAGCCCCAUGGACCUUGACCCUUUGCAUGACCUGGAAGCAUUUCUGGACACCAUUUACCCCAGCCGCAAUCUGUAUGGUGGCCCAAACCUACGAGGCCUUGCUCACCAGGGUAAUGCAGACAUGAUCCAGCCCACCCUGACUCAACUACACCCAUUCUUUGGAGAGGAAUUCAUGGACACCUUAGACCCCAUUCAUGAAUUCAUUACUUCUUGCCGCUCCCAGCCUGCAGUCCAGGCUCCUACACUGCUGACAGACGCAGCUGCCUUGGGUCAGUGUGGCCCAGAUGUGGCUCCAGUUGCCCUUGGCGCCAAGGAACUUCCACCUCCCAGAGACCCUCUCAUCCCCCUUCCAGUCUCCCUGGAUGUAGAGCCACCGACGCCUCUGAACGGACAACAGACUUUCUUGCCAUUUUUCCCUACCUCUCCACCAAGAGUCAGCCCACCACCACCCACGCCUCCUGUCUUGCAUGUUCAACCUCAAACUACCUUAGUUUUCUCUGUCAUCACACACACAGGAUCAGAAAAUAACCCCUCACUGUCCCCAUCUUCACCCAGGAGCACUUUUGCUGCACCAACGUCAGCUCCCGCAGCCAAGGGUGGGAGGGGCAGACAACUACAACGAAUUGCUCCAGCACCCUCCUCUGGUCAUCAGGCAGCACCGGCCUGUCCCUCUCUCAGUCACCUGCUUACAAAUGGUCCUGCCCCAGUGCCCCUCACUUCAGUCACAAACUCUGUACAGGUGUGUGGACCCUCAAAGCUUCCUGCUAAGCUCAUACCAAGCUCAUCCACUGCAACAGAUAAGUCUCCUCAGCCCAUCUCUUCUGCUGCCUUCCCUGCCACCGGUAGCAGAACCAAGGAAAGAGCUAUGGAUAAAGUAGUCAGCAAUCCCCAAGAUACAUACAGCCAUCAACGAUGCACUGCUAAGGGAAACUGCCAUUCAAGUUUUACGUCUUCUGACUGUGUCCGUCGCAUGAUCAUCAGCUCCGGCUUUAAUACUCUUGCUAAUCUGGUGCUGCCAGGAUCUGAUCAGACAAAUGCUAAGCUCAGUAAAGCUAUGCUUCUACAGAAGAGUGUGGCCUAUGUUGGAAGGUUGCAGCAAGAGCGCAGACAAACUCAGGAGACAGUAGAAAAGCUGCGGAGUGAAAUUGAAGAGCUGAGCACUGCCAUUGAUGAGUUCCAGCGCCAGCUUCCACCUAGUGGAGCCCCUGUGGUGCCACCUCAGUCAGAUCAAGCUUCUCAACUCUAUGAAGAAUAUGUGUGCCGACGUACCUUGCAGGACUGGCGCUUUUGGCUUUUCAGUGUGGUGAUUAAGCCAUUGUUUGAGAGCUACAGCAGAGCAGUGAACACAAGCAGUGUUAAGGAAUUCCACCAAUCAGUAUUGAACUGGUUGGAGCAGCAUUGUACCCUACCCGUCUUGCGUCCAGCUAUCUCUGGCUCUCUACUAAAACUCAGCAAGAUCACAUCUAUAUUGACUCAUCCGGCCCGUUUGCCUGAGCAAGCCCUACAGGCAGUGUCUUGCCCUCCACACAGCAAAGGCAAUAGUUAGGAUGAAGACUAGGUUCAGUUAUACGUGGACAUCGUCACACUGCCCAAGAUAAUGCUACAAAAACCAACAGCGGGGACUUAUAGCUCAGGGAUUCCUUUAUCACACAAAGAAACUAGCCUAUGUGAUGGUAUUGGGAUUCUAGGGUUCCAGAGCGAGAAAUCUCUGGGGAUUUCACUUUGGUGCUGGCCACCUUCUUAAGUCUUGCUGUUGCAAAACAAAAUGUGGACUUCCGAUAGUGGAGUGGGAGAUGCAACAGCACAGAGUCAGAAUGCAAAUUAAAUCUUUAGAAGUUGGAUACUGGGCAAGGCUUUACCAUUUUUUGGUUGGAAUUGGGGAUGACACUUGCAUUGAGUUCAGUGUGGCCUCUGUUCCUUGUUUUCCCAUUAGAGGGCAGCACAGUGACUCUUCACAAUGACAUGCUUGCAAUGUUGCAGAGAGGUCUUUCCCAUCUGUAGCUCAGGGUUCUACUUGCAUUUGAGUGUUUAUGACCACUUCAUAAUCUGUUUAUGAUGUAGGAAAAACACAGUGGGUGAUAUAGGCUGAUGACAGAUUUUAUCUGUGCAACCCUAUCUGUGAGUCUCUCUUAGAUGCAGUUCAUGUAUUUUGGUGUUCUUCACUCUGAUUCUGAGACCUGCACAGUAAUAUGCUAUUUGAGGGCAUCUGCUGGAUUUCUACAUAAGGACUGAAGGCUUUUAGCACUUAAAAUUUUCAUAAUGUCUGCUUGGAGGAGGCUGUACAGCUAGGAUGAAAGGUUUGAAGUACAGGGACUGAUGAGGACUGUUGAUGGGUUGGGGCAUUUUCGGAUUGCAGUUCCAUACAUUCUCAUUAGAAGCAAGGCUCUUCAGUGGGGCUCACUUUCCAGAAUGGUGUAGGACUGCAGUCAUAUCUGUUCUUCUCUAGCCCUUGGCCUUGCACGCACACACACACACACUGUAUGUGUCUCUCCGUUGCUCUCUGUCACAGACUACCUUUGUAUACAAUUGUAAUCUUACAGGUACAGAGUCAAGCCAUGUGCCAUUAUCUCCAUGCUUUUCUUUUAGCUUCCUGUUAGGGAGCAGAUGUUGCAAUAUCUGAAUGUAGGCUAAUACGGUUGAGGAAAAUCAGUGACCACUGAUCCAUGCAUCAUCUCCAUAACUGCAGAACCUUGAGGUGGAAACUAAAUUAGCUCAAAAUGUUUUAGCACCUGAGAUAGAAAAUACAAAUGUAUACCACUCUUUUGACCACCCUUUAAUUAAUAUUGGCCACAGCCAAAAAUAAAUUUAUCACUCUUGAAAGGGCAGGAGCUCAGUUAGAAUGUAGCAUGGUGUAUUUGCAUACCUCUUAUUAAGAGGGCCUGGUGGGUAAACCUUUUCUACUUAAUUCCUAAUGAUUUCUUUCCUGAUGGUAUCUCAAACUGAGCAAGAGACAGUUGCCUUAUUGUAUUUCAUGGCAAUUCCUGAUUGCAAUGAUAAUCAAACAGGAAAUGGACUGCUUCAAAGAGUUUGCCUGAAUUUACCUGAAGCUUAUUCAUUACUAACAUAUCUUACCUCUAGUAUAAAGACAUCAGCAGAGAACAAGAUACAAUCAUGUUGUAUGACAAAAGUUUCUUUCUCAGAAGCCAGGUUUUAGGGUUUUAAACGUUUUCUUCCGGCUUGCGUGUAAAGUGUAUAUGCAUGUGUAUGACAGAAACCAUCUCUUAAAAAACUAGAAAGAUGAAUUCGAGAUUGUGUUUGGCUCCUUGUUCAUUUCCACUGAUCUCUUCUAUAGCUUCAUUUUGAUGCAGGCAAAUAACCUCCAGCCAGCAGUAAGCCCAAAAUACUAAUCUUUUACAUGUAUUAUAAAGUGGUAGUGUGAUGGCUUUCCACAGCUUCAAGCUCAGGUGGUGCCCUUAGAGAUUCCCAAUAUACAAAAGCCGCCUUCAGCCCUUAUAUCUCAACCUGCUCAUUACACUUUUUUUUGAACUCCAGAUUAGACUGUUGGCCUUG
Messenger RNA from Pogona vitticeps (central bearded dragon), 4572 nucleotides. NCBI's taxonomy places the organism in Eukaryota, Metazoa, Chordata, Lepidosauria, Squamata, Agamidae. The record is from RefSeq and is a predicted model, not a curated record.